CUGGGUAAUGAUAGCGCUCUAGAGGUUCUGCCUGGAGUCUCCCAGAGCAGCGCUGGGCUACCGGAGAUUUAGCGUCUACCGUACGGGACAGCGAUGAGUGUGUGAGGUGAGGUUAAAGAGCGAGGCAGCGAGAGGCGAACAAGCAUCAUGUUACCAUCUCACGUCACGUUCAGCGGCACCGGGGUUGCUGAUGAGGUCAUCACCAUGGGUGAAGUGUGUCCUCAGAAGAUGACCUCGUCGAAGAACUACAUUCGUCUCAUCCUCCUCAUCCUCGUUCCUGUUAUCAGUCUGCUAACCUGUCUACUGCUGGUUCUACUGGCCUUCUCAGGAAUCUUUGGCAAUGUUUUCUUUUCGGGAGGAGAGUCGAACCCCCUCUUCGGCACGGCGUUCCCUCUCUCCACGGACACUCCGUUCACCGCCAUCGGGACCUCUCCCGUUAACCCUAAUGUGACCGGACCUGCCGGCACCGUGACCACGACCUCAGAUCGACCCGACAGUAAACACAACCUCGACCCAACUGGAACUCGCUAUAUUCCACACACUGAUAUUACUACUGUCACACGCUCUUCCUCUUCUUCAUCCUCCUCAUCCUCUUCAUACUUCUCUUCUACAACUCCUCCCGCCAUGGUUCACACAGACCCUCGUGAUUGGGUGACCUCUAUGACGUCACUGGGCACCUCCUGGCCAAUCGGCACCACCCAAGAUCCUUUGAGUCCCGCCUCCGACCAGGACUGUGUCCUGAUCUCAGAAGCCCAGUGCACCAUGCUUCCCUAUAACCAGACGUCUCAGUCCCCGGGGCUCGCGGUGGUGAGGUCCUCGGAGGUUGACAUGUUCCUUAACUUCUUCUCCUAUUUACACCGUCUCGGCUGCUACAGACACAUCAUGCUGUUCGGCUGCACGCUUGCACUACCAGAAUGCAUCGCUCAGCGCCACGGACAACCCAGACGUGUAGUCCUACCCUGUCAAUCUUUCUGUGAGUCAGCCAGAGAGGGCUGUGAACCAGUCCUCCAGCUCUUCAACGCGUCAUGGCCUGACUUCCUGCGAUGUUCCCAGUUCACCAACAACACUUCCGGGUUGCCAGGGUUGUCGUCCAUGGCAGUGCAAGCCGAGUCAGGGGUCAGCCCAGGUACAGGGGUUAAGGCCACGCUCCUCAGCCUCAACUCCAUCCCUUCCAGCUGCUACUCUCCCAGACAGGUCAAAGGCAAACCAUCUGUCUGUGGAGGACACGACCACUUCCUGUGUGUGACUGGACUAUGUAUCCCCAGGAAACUGGUUUGUAACAGAUAUAAUGACUGUGAUGACUGGAGCGACGAGGCAGAGUGCGUGUGUGGUGAGGAGGAGUUUCGGUGUGCGACGGGCCGCUGUGUGUCUCCCUCUAUGGUCUGUGAUGGAUAUGAUGACUGUGGGGAUCUCAGCGACGAACACAGCUGUGUGUGCGACCCGGAUAGGGAGCACCGCUGUGAGGAUGGGAGAUGUGUUACCCGGGACUGGGUCUGUGACGGAGAUCAUGACUGUCUGGACAAGAGUGACGAACUAAACUGCUCCUGUAAGUCACAGGGUCUGUGGGAAUGUAGGAAUGGUCAGUGCGUUCCCAGUGCCUUCAGAUGUGACGGGGAGGAUGACUGCAAGGAUGGCAGUGAUGAGGAAAACUGCACUCAUCUACAGAUUCAGGGUGCGUGUGCUCCUGGCCAGCCCAGCUGUCCCUCUGCUCCCAGCACGUGUGAUGCCCGUAACAACUGCAGUCAUUGUGAGCCCAUUACUCUCGAGCUGUGUAUGAACUUGCCCUACAACAGUACCACCUACCCUAACUACCUUGGCCACGCCACCCAGAGCGAGAGCUCUGUCUCGUGGGAGUCUUCUCUGUUCCCAGCCCUGGUUCAGACCAACUGUUAUAAAUACCUCAUGUUCUUCGCCUGUACCAUGUUGGUCCCCAAGUGUGACUCACACACACACCAGAGGGUUCCACCUUGCAGGUCAUUGUGUCGGAGCUCUAAGGAGCGCUGUGAGUCUGUGCUGGGCAUUGUGGGUCUUCAGUGGCCGGAGGACACAGACUGUAGCCAGUUCCCUGAAGAAGGACCCAGCGUCACCUGUCUACUACCUGACCCCGACGUUGAUGAGUGUUCUCCGAGUCACUUCAAAUGUCGGUCCGGGAGAUGUGUCCUGUCCUCCAAGCGCUGUGAUGGACACAUGGACUGUGACGAUGACAGUGACGAAGACAACUGUGGUUGUGUAGAGCGGGGUCUGUGGGAGUGUCCAGGUACCAAGCUGUGUAUUAAACACUCCAUGAUCUGUGACGGUUUCCCAGACUGCCCUCUACUGAAAGACGAGAACAACUGCUCUGUGUGCGAGGACAACGAGCUAGCCUGUAACAACCACCAAUGUAUUCACCGGACUCUGUGGUGUGACGGGACAAAACACUGUUCAGACAGCUCUGACGAGUGGGACUGUGUGUCUCUGUCUGAGGAUUCGGUGGUGACCGUGUUCAGGACCGGAGUAGAUUACCAUGUCUGUGGGGAUGACUGGACGGCGGACCUCAGUCAGCUGACCUGCUCUCAGCUCGGCCUAGGAGGCCCUGCGUCAGUAUCUCUGGUUCCAGACCCUCCCAGUGUUCCAGGCAGGAGGAGAUGGCUACAUGUUCACCCUGAUUGGAGACAGAGGAACGGCUCAGCGCUGCAGGGCCUGCUGGAGAAGAGAGGUCAUGCCUGUUACUCCAGAAACAGAGUCUCUCUACACUGCUCCAGAGAAGACUGUGGCCUGCGCCCAGCAGUGCGUCUGUAUAAGCGAGUCCUUGGUGGCAGGGUUUCCCGACCAGGUCGAUGGCCCUGGCAGUGUUCGCUCCAGUCACAUCCCAGCGGACACAUCUGUGGAUGCGUCCUCAUUGGGAAGAAAUGGGCCCUUACUGUCGCUCACUGCUUUGAAGGACGUGAGAGUGCAGACCUAUGGAAGGUAGUCUUGGGCAUCAAUAACCUGGACCACCCUUCCCCUUACCUGCAGACCAGAGGCGUGGAGUCCAUCAUUGUCCAUCCUCGUUACAACCGGGCCGUGGUCGACUACGACAUCAGCGCGGUUGAGCUGGACAGGGAGGUGGAGGUCACCGGUUAUGUUCGCCCGGUGUGUCUACCCGGUAACGGACAGUUACCGCAACCGGAUACCUACUGUUAUAUUACAGGAUGGGGUCACAUGGGGAACAGGAUGCCCUUUAAGCUCCAGGAGGGAGAGGUAAGGAUCAUCAGUCUGUCUCAGUGUCAGAGUUACUUCGAUAUGAAGACCAUCACCAGCAGGAUGCUUUGUGCUGGAUACGAGGCUGGUACCGUAGACUCUUGCAUGGGAGACAGUGGAGGUCCUCUGGUGUGUGAAGAGCCUCGUGGUGGGAGCUGGACCCUGUAUGGACUGACCUCCUGGGGUAGUGUGUGUUUCUCCAAAGUCCUGGGUCCUGGGGUUUACUCUAAUGUUACACACUUCACACCCUGGAUACACCGACAGAUCUACCUCCACACCUUCCAUCUACACUGAUACAGACAGACCUCCACACCUUCCAUCUACACUGAUACAGACAGACCUCCACACCUUCCAUCUACACUGAUACAGACAGACCUCCACACCUUCCAUCUACACUGACAUACAGACAGACCUCCACACCUUCCAUCUACACUGAUACAGACAGACCUCCACACCUUCCAUCUACACUGAUACAGACAGACCUCCACACCUUCCAUCUACACUGAUACAGACAGACCUCCACACCUUCCAUCUACACUGAUACAGACAGACCUCCACACCUUCCAUCUACACUGAUACAGACAGACCUCCUCACCUUCCAUCUACACUGAUACAGACAGACAGACCUCCACACCUUCCAUCUACACUGAUACAGACAGACCUCCACCUUCCAUCUACACUGAUACAGACAGACCUCCACACCUUCCAUCUACACUGAUACAGACAGACCUCCACACCUUCCAUCUACACUGAUACAGACAGACAGACCUCCACACCUUCCAUCUACACUGAUACAGACAGACCUCCUCACCUUCCAUCUACACUGAUACAGACAGACCUCCACACCUUCCAUCUACACUGAUACAGACAGACAGACCUCCUCACCUUCCAUCUACACUGAUACAGACAGACCUCCACACCUUCCAUCUACACUGAUACAGACAGACCUCCACACCUUCCAUCUACACUGAUACAGACAGACCUCCACACCUUCCAUCUACACUGACAUACAGACAGACCUCCACACCUUCCAUCUACACUGAUACAGACAGACCUCCUCACCUUCCAUCUACACUGAUACAGACAGACCUCCACACCUUCCAUCUACACUGAUACAGACAGACCUCCACACCUUCCAUCUACACUGAUACAGACAGACCUCCACACCUUCCAUCUACACUGACAUACAGACAGACCUCCUCACCUUCCAUCUACACUGAUACAGACAGACCUCCACACCUUCCAUCUACACUGAUACAGACAGACCUCCACACCUUCCAUCUACACUGAUACAGACAGACCUCCACACCUUCCAUCUACACUGACAUACAGACAGACCUCCACACCUUCCAUCUACACUGACAUACAGACAGACCUUUGUAAUGCCAGUCACUGACAGUCACUCAAUUAGCCAUGUCAGGUAAAACAAAUGUAGAUUAGUAAGUUAGUCUAGCUGCUUGCUCUCUAAACCGGUAGUGAGCAGGCUGGGUUUGGAGACCCACAAGGCCGUGACGGAGGAAUGUAAAAACCAACGAGAAACGUUUUGGUGAUGUCCCUUCUUCCUCUUCCUGUCCCCCCCC
Molecule: messenger RNA, 4799 nt
Organism: Salmo salar (Atlantic salmon)
Lineage: Eukaryota; Metazoa; Chordata; Actinopteri; Salmoniformes; Salmonidae
Gene: corin
Product: corin, serine peptidase
Biological process (GO): proteolysis
Cellular component (GO): membrane
Molecular function (GO): protein binding; serine-type endopeptidase activity
Source: RefSeq, a predicted model, not a curated record